GCUUCUUUCCAGUAAUUACAUCUUUAAUAUAUCUUAGAUGCACAUCUGUUCUCGGUCGGAUACAGCAGAAGACGUGAACUCAAGUCUAACGCCGGCUCCAAGCCAGAAAACCUAGUGGACGGCAUAAAUCCCGACCACCUAGUGACCAAUUACUCGUAUACGAGCUUGUCUACACUGAAAUUAUCGCAAAAACAGAAAUCGGAGGACUCACCAGUCGUUAUGUCGAAAUCGAAGGACAGCAGCUCCUCCGGGGGCUUCCACCAGGAGUACAUCGCAUCUCUUCGCUAUCGCAAUGACUUACCCCCGCCGGACAUGCCCCCGAAGUUUCUAGAAAUUCCUCAUGAGGGUCUUCAACGAUUUCUCACUCCGGGCUUCACGGCUAAUUUGGCCCGCCGUGAGGAGCCUAACAUCGAUGUUGACGCCGAGGGCGGUAUGCCACUCGAUUUGGUCGGUAUCCCCGGCCUGCAUUUGGGCGACGAGAGUGCGAUUAUGGCUCCGGAGGACCCAGAACCGCUUGACCCCGCUGAUCUCUCACUUCUCAUGACACCGGAGCAGCUGAAGAACCCGGCCCCGAAGAACACUAACGUCAGUUUCCUGCGACGCACACAGUACAUCUCCGCCGGGCUCCGUGCGCCGGAUAGUCCAAAGAUUACGACUGUCAGAACAAAGUCGCGUUCCCUCGAUAAGGGCCGGUCGCAAGACGAUCCAAUCUACAUCAAGAAGUACCUACAGAAAGGAUUUGAUAUCGCGUACCCCAAUAGCAAGCAUGUUGGUGAAGAUACGGCUAGCAGUAUCAAGGGUCACACUCCCACGAAGCUAGAAGUUGAUGCGUGGGCUCAUCCAGUGCAUCCUGAUAAUCCCAAGUUGAAGCCGGUCGGGUUCUUUCCUCUGCUUCCUGAUUUGCAGGGAUUUCCUGAUCCGGGAGGCUUUGUUCAAUUCAAAUUUGAUAAGACACCCAUCCAGGAGGCUUCGAACAAAAGAGACAAGCGCAUGGAUGUCGCAAUUCUACAUCCAUCGGCGCCAGAGGAGCGCAUAGUCGAGGAGCACAGCACGAAGACGGCUCUACACAAAUCGAAUCCUAGCGUGUAUCCAGACCCCGGUCCCAUUCCUUGGGACUACGAUCUCUUUCUGCCGGAGAAGAAAGAGAUGGCGAAGAACGUUUCUGCAAGCCUGCAGCUGUCUAACCCGGACCGCAACAAUGAAGACCUGUACACUCACGACGGACCUGACCAUACCAAGUUCCACCGUUACGAUCGAGUUCGCACAUAUGCUACCAGUGCCCAGACCCUCAGUGAUACUCAGAAGCAACGAGACAUUGCGGUGACACUUUUCGAUCCGUCUGAGCUGCGGGCGGGACAGCGUGAAGGCUUGUCCGCGAGACAGACGGCUGCCUACUACUAUCCUAUUCUUGGAAAGACACGCUUGAAGCCCGAGAGAGCCCGAACCAUUGCACAGGCGGGUCUUGCUCCAACGCGUCCCAAGACGAAGGAAGAUCAAGUCGACCAGAUGCAAGUCGUCAUUCGCGAUCCGGACGAGGCAGAGGUUUACAAACGGGCUCAGCACAGACUUGCUAUUGACCCGAAGUAUUCGAAGAGUAUGCCGCCGACUCCAGAAGAGCCCGAGCCAGAAGCCACCAAAGAUGAGGACGAGGUUGAUGCUUCUGGUCACCGCGAGGCAAGCGCUGAGCGGCAGCCGACUCCUCACGACGCUGACGAGGAUGAUGACAUGAGCGAUGAGUGAAUCCACGACCAUAUACGCUCUUCUUAUCGUUUUUGUCCCUCUUCUAUUCUACCACCAUUCUAUCCACGGUGGCAGUGAUAGCUAUAUCCAUCACGCCCCGGCCCAAUCAUCCUCGAGUGUGCACUGCAACUGCUUGCAUACUCUUCAUGUGUCACAAUACAAGACUCUUUGGUUUUUUCACCAAGCCUUACUGUCUUCCGCCACAUCGGAUGCUCACAGCCUGUGCGAAGCAGCUGAACGCGCUCCGGAUGGCUGAGACAAAAAUGAAGCCAUGGUAGCAAAAGCACGGGCGUUGCGAAGUGGUAUAAGUGAUCUUGGAGUUUUGAAACAUAGCGAAAGUUUAGUUCAGUUCCGGUUGGGUUCCCAACCUAAUCUUCUUUUCUGGGGUCGCAUUCCUCUUGCAUUCGCCGACGUUUCGCAUCUAGGAUCUAUAUAAGUGAUGGGCAGAG
This is a messenger RNA of Aspergillus homomorphus CBS 101889, 2189 nucleotides long. RefSeq lists its product as uncharacterized. The transcript has 3 exons. Gene Ontology annotation, cellular component: Cdc73/Paf1 complex. Gene Ontology annotation, biological process: transcription elongation by RNA polymerase II. NCBI's taxonomy places the organism in Eukaryota, Fungi, Ascomycota, Eurotiomycetes, Eurotiales, Aspergillaceae. The record is from RefSeq and is a predicted model, not a curated record. Bases 220 to 1740 code for a protein of 506 amino acids. Gene Ontology annotation, molecular function: chromatin binding; RNA polymerase II complex binding.